CCGCACCAAAAAAGCGUACCACAGAGGUCCAAUAGUGCACAGUUUUUGUGCCUUUUAUUUAUCUUAUCGCGGAGUCUUCUUCGUUUUCGUCUUUGCUUCGUCUCGUCUCUUUUCGUCUUGUGGUCUCGUUUAGCGCACGCACACACACUCUCGACCGUUGCAACGCAGACAAAACAACUCCAGCUGUUGUUAUUAUUAUUGCAUUCGAUUGCAGUAAUUGUUAAUUUAUACACAACAAUACAAAAAGAGUAUGCUGAAAAUUGCAGCUGAGGGCAUCGCACCACGCUUGGCGGCCUGUUGCCUUAUCAACUCCAGCGCCCAGAGCAGCUGUCAGCGAGUGGCGCCCCAAGCGGCCAAAGCCACCCAAAAGUAUCUGUCACAGUCGCAGAUGCUCCACAAGAAGCUGGUCAUCAAGGAUCACUACGAGUUUGAUCAGAAGGUGAUCAACAGCGACAAUCCGGUGAUUGUGAAUUUCCAUGCGGAAUGGUGCGAUCCCUGCAAGAUACUCACACCAAAGAUGCUCGAGCUGCUCGAGAAUUCGACUGAGAUCGAUUUGGCCGUCAUCGAUGUGGAGGACAAUCUCGAUCUGGUCGAAACGUUUGAGGUCAAAGCGGUGCCCGCCGUUCUCGCCUUUCGCAACGGCGUCGUCGUGGACAAGUUCAUCGGUCUGGUGGAUGCCAACAGCAUAGAGACGUUGAUCGACAAGCUGAAGCGCAAGCAACAGCAGAAGCAAUAG
This is a messenger RNA of Drosophila albomicans, 736 nucleotides long. RefSeq names its product thioredoxin, mitochondrial. Lineage: Eukaryota; Metazoa; Arthropoda; Insecta; Diptera; Drosophilidae. Gene Ontology annotation, molecular function: oxidoreductase activity, acting on a sulfur group of donors, disulfide as acceptor. Gene Ontology annotation, cellular component: cytoplasm. Bases 251 to 736 code for a protein of 161 amino acids. The transcript is spliced from 2 exons. The record is from RefSeq and is a predicted model, not a curated record.